This is a messenger RNA of Adineta steineri, 1308 nucleotides long. The record is from the annotation of a GenBank genome assembly. NCBI's taxonomy places the organism in Eukaryota, Metazoa, Rotifera, Eurotatoria, Adinetida, Adinetidae.
AUGGCGAAAAGAAAUGCACCAAUAAAACCAGCACCAUCAGACAUUCAACCACUUGUUUCAUCACCGCGUGCGUCAGCUAUGGUGAAUGAAAUAGACCCGCAAACUAGCGCCGUAAUACAAGCACAGACAUCAGCAGCACCCAUACCUGGUAAUACUUCAGAACAAGGGCGUGACGCAAAAAAUCAACAUUCGUUAACAUCCGAUCGAAAAAAUAAGAAAAAUAUCCGACCACAUAUAUCUGAUCCAAUUCAAUCUACGUUGAAACACGUUGGUCAUAUUGGUACAAAAGAUAGAUUUUUUAAUGAUGAAUCUCAAAGACAAGUGUACGAACAAGCACACAUAUCAGGAGUAUCCGUUCCUACUAAUACUCCAAAAACAGCGAGUAAUGCAAAAAAACCAGGUUGUUUACCAUUUUGUCGAAGAAGUAAGAAAAAUAAUGGACGAGAGGUAUCUGCAUCCGUCCCUGCUAAUACUCUAGAAAUAAAGAGUAAUUCAAAAAAACCAGGUUGCUUACCAUUUUGUCGAAGAAGUAAGAAACAUAAUCGACGAGAGGUAUCUGCACCAAAUCCGUCUACCUUGCCUCAUGUUGCUCAUAGUGGUACAGAAGAUAAUUCUCAUAAUAAAGACUGUCAAAAACAAUCAUCCGAACAAGUAUCAUCUAGUCUGAGUACAUCAACAGAAGGUAAGUUAUUUGUUCUAAAAAUAGUAAAUACAGAUGGUAGUUUGCAAAACCUUUUAGCUAAAUCAGGGGCAUCUGCACGUGAUAUUAAUAAUCAAGGACAACAAUCAAUGGCCAGUGGUGCACCGGAAAUUCCACUACGUAAUUAUCCAACAACAGGUCGAAGUAUUGCUGGUCAAGCUCCACAUCGAGAUAUAUCUGCACCAAUUCAAGCUACCUUGAAUCACGUUGGUCAUAUUGGUACAAAAGAUAGUUUUUUUAAUGAUCAUUCUCAAAAAAAAUUAUACGAAGAUGUAUUAUUUAAUCUGGGUAUAUCAACAGAAGAUAAAUUGUACGUUCGAGAAAUAAUAAAUACAGAUGGUGGUUUGCAAAAACGUUUAGCUAAACCAGAAGUAUCUGUGCGUGAUAUUAAUAAUCAAGGACAACAACCAAUGGCCAGCGGUGCACCGGAGAUUCCACCGGAGAUUCCACCACGUGAUUAUCCAACAACAGGUCGAAGCAUCGCUGGUCAAGCUCCACAUCGAGAUAUACCUGCACCACCGCCUAUUCGUAAUCAAUCGAAUACAAAUCGUUCUCAACCAUUACAAGGAAAAUUUCAAAAUAAUAGUGAUUCAAGAGAAGGUGAAUAG